UCGGCGCCGAGGCGCGGUGCGGUGCGGGUCGCUCCUCGGGCUCCUGCCGCGGCCGCCGGAGCCGCGCCGCCGCCCUCCUCCUUCCCUCCCCUAUGGAAGAGAUGGAAGAGGAGCUGAAAUGCCCGGUGUGCGGCUCCUUUUACCGGGAGCCCAUCAUCCUGCCCUGCUCGCACAACCUGUGCCAGGCGUGCGCCCGCAACAUCCUGGUGCAGACGCCAGACUCGGAGUCUCCGCAGAGCCGCCGCGCCUCGGGCUCGGCCGUCUCCGACUAUGACUACCUGGACCUGGACAAGAUGAGCCUGUACAGCGAGGCGGACAGCGGCUACGGCUCCUACGGGGGCUUCGCCAGCGCUCCCACCACGCCGUGCCAGAAGUCCCCGAACGGGGUUCGCGUGUUCCCGCCGGCCGCGCCGCCUCCUCCCGCCGCGCUGGCGCCGCCGCCGCCGCCGCGCAACGCGUGCCUGACCUGCCCGCAGUGCCACCGCAGCCUGGUGCUGGACGAGCGCGGGCUGCGGGGCUUCCCCCGCAACCGCCUGCUCGAGGGCGUCAUCGACCGCUACCAGCAGGGCAGGGCGGCGGCCCUGCGGUGCCAGCUCUGCGAGAAGGCGCCCAAGGAGGCGGCCGUGAUGUGCGAGCAGUGCGACGUGUUCUACUGCGACCCGUGCCGCCUGCGGUGCCACCCGCCGCGGGGACCGCUGGCCAAGCACCGCCUGGUGCCGCCGGCCCAGGGCCGCGUCAGCCGCCGGCUCAGCCCCCGCAAGAUCUCCACCUGCACCGACCACGAGCUGGAGAACCACAGCAUGUACUGCGUGCAGUGCAAGAGCCCCGUCUGCUACCAGUGCCUGGAGGAGGGCAAGCACUCCAGCCACGAGGUCAAGGCGCUGGGGGCCAUGUGGAAGCUCCACAAGAGCCAGCUCUCCCAGGCCCUGAAUGGAUUGUCAGACAGAGCCAAGGAGGCAAAGGAAUUCCUGGUCCAGCUCCGCAACAUGGUGCAGCAAAUCCAGGUGGUGCGGGACCAGAUCUCGCACUGCACGGUGAAGCUGCGCCAGACCACGGGGCUGAUGGAAUAUUGCCUGGAGGUCAUCAAGGAGAACGACCCCAGCGGCUUCCUGCAGAAUGGCAUUGAGUUUUACACCUCUUGUGUCUCACCCUUCUACGAGACUGUCUCGUCCCCAGUGCCGGCCCCGCCGAUCCUGCAGCUGGAGGAGUGCUGCACCCACAACAACAGCGCCACCCUGUCCUGGAAGCAGCCCCCUCUGUCCACCGUGCAGGUGGAGGGGUACAUCCUGGAGCUGGACGAUGGCAACGGGGGCCAGUUCAGGGAGGUGUACGUGGGCAAGGAGACCAUGUGCACAGUGGAUGGGCUGCACUUCAACAGCACCUACAGCGCCCGGGUCAAGGCCUUCAACAAGUCAGGAGUGAGCCCCUACAGCAAGACCCUGGUGCUGCAGACCUCCGAGGACACGCAGUCAGAAGAGCAGACCCUCCCUUUUCCAGUGCCUUUGGAAAGAUCGCAGCUUCGUAGGAUGAGUCCUUUCUCCUCCACCCUUAAUCUGCAACCCAGCUUCUCGGGGAGAUCCUACUUUGAGCUAAGAUCUUCGGCCCACCAGCUGAGCUUGCAUUCUUCCUUACAGUCCCUGAAUUCAGCCGGAUGCAAUUUUGACACACAAGGAUCGCCUUACUCCCAAUUAGUUGACAUUAAAAAAAUGGUGGCAGUUGCUUGGUUUUCUUUCGACCCCUCCUCUGCCCACGCUGACAUCAUCUUUUCCAAUGACAACCUGACUGUCACCUGCAACAGCUACGAUGACAGGGUGGUGCUGGGCAAGACGGGCUUUUCCAAAGGGCUGCACUACUGGGAGCUGUCGAUCGACCGCUACGACAACCACCCCGACCCGGCCUUCGGCGUGGCCCGCAUCGACGUCCUCAAGGAUGCCAUGCUGGGCAAGGACGACAAGGCCUGGGCCAUGUACGUGGACAACAACCGCAGCUGGUUCAUGCACAACAACUCCCACACCAACAGAACCGAGGGCGGGAUCACCAAAGGCGCCACGGUGGGAGUGCUGCUGGAUUUGACCAGGAGGACUCUGACCUUCUCCAUCAACGAGGACCAGCAAGGGCCUGUGGCCUUCGAGAACCUGGAGGGCCUCUUCUUCCCCGCCGUCAGCCUCAACAGGAACGUGCAGGUGACGCUGCACACCGGGCUGCCGGUGCCCGAGUUCUACGCUUCGCGCUCGGCCAUGCCCUGAGGACGCUCCCGGAGCCGGCUGCCUCUUCUCGGGAUGAGAGGAGCCAGCCCGUUCCCUCCUGCAGGACACGGCUGGCCUGCCCAGCUGCCGGGUCCCUGCCCAGCUGCCGGGUCCCUGCCCAGCCUCUGGCCGGAGAUGGGGAGGAAGAUGAGGAAGGAAGAUGCCGGCUCUGGGCCCCUCCGCUCCCCGGCCCCGCGCUGUCCUGUGUGUGUGCGCUUCGCUCUUUAGCUCUCCUUGGCUGAUGAAGUACCUAGGUAGCCUGAGCUGUUUCUCCUGUGUCUGCUUUUAGGUUUGGUUUUCCUGGUUUGAGUUGGGGUUUUGGGGGAGGGGGGCAGUUCUGGCUCGCUUUCCCCGCCCGUGGGGCCAGCCCGAGGGCCCCCACCACGGGAACGCUUCCGCCCACGCCAGCCUGGUUACUUUGCAGGAUUCUUUCUUUCCCCUGUGGCCUUUCUUGCAGAGCACCCUCGGUCAUGUGUAGAGGUGGGUCCUGGAUUACCAGUCAGUCUCCAUGUCCUUACCAAAACUCUGUCCCGUGUCCCCCUGGGGCGCCUCUGCGGGGCAGGGGGUGGCCGUCCUGUCCCCAGGCGCUCCGGGUGCUGGCAGGCCCUUGGUCGGGUGCUGAAUGCCCACGGGGGGCUCUCCAGGGGCCCCCCACACCUCGGUGCCAGCACACGCGCCACAGCCAUAGACCGGAGAGCCCUCGCCCGGCUCUCUGGAGAUUAGUGUUUAUUUUUUUAUAGUCGCCAUAUAAACCUAGCCUUAAAUUCAACUGAUAGUGUCCUUCCAAUCACCGGAGAAUUUGUUCUGCAGUGAGGGUCUGACAGAGAGCCCGGGGGUGGGGAUGGGAUGGGAUGGGAUGGGAUGGGAUGGGAUGGGAUGGGAUGGGAUGGGAUGGGGAGGAAGGAGAGCUGGCCACAGCCCUGCCACGCACUCAGGAACGGCAGCAGCUCCCGUGGGCCGCCAUCCCCUGCUGGACUUUCUGGUAAUCCAGAGGCAGGAGAGGACCCCGAGGCGAGAGCGCCUGCGUGCGCUGUCCCCGGCUUCGCUCUGCGCUCCCCGCGGAGCCGGCACGGGCAGCGGGAUCGCUCCCAGGCCGCAGCUCCGGGCGGGAUGCCACGGGAGCGCCGGCCCGGCAGAAAGACAAGUGUAAAUAGCCCAUUCCCUCCCAGCGUGCCCUCCUCCAGGCCAGUCCUGUACAUGCCCUCGUUGCUCUAGCGUUAGGUUUUCCUAAUUUAUUGGAUGGGUGCUAUCUCGUUGACUCCCGCCGAGGAGUUCCCCCCAGCUGCCGGGGAGCCGUGUUGCGGGACAACGCCGGGCAGCUCCUUGGUGGACCCCUGAGGAGCCCCUGUGGCCGGCUCACCCGGGGCUCCUCUCCCAGCCGUCCUCCCCCGUUCUUUAGGGUGUUCAUGGUGCUUCUUAGAGUCCCAGUGAUCGUAAGACGUCGUCCCCCCGUUGCGCGAUGGUAGCUGCACACAGCCGCUGUACUGACCACAAGUGUCACGUUUGCCGUUCUAAUAAAGGACUUUUACCAGAGAA
Molecule: messenger RNA, 3782 nt
Organism: Passer montanus (Eurasian tree sparrow)
Lineage: Eukaryota; Metazoa; Chordata; Aves; Passeriformes; Passeridae
Gene: TRIM9
Product: tripartite motif containing 9
Exons: 13
Coding region: 93-2246 (717 amino acids)
Molecular function (GO): zinc ion binding; protein binding
Source: RefSeq, a predicted model, not a curated record